UGACUUUGAAAGUAACCAAGUGGUAAUGCCAUGUGUGCUAUAACGCUCUUAUAUUCUGCUCUUUUACAAUUCAAUUAUACCAAACACGUCAUGGAGGAUUUAUUAAACCAUUCAACCAACAUUCAAAAAGCGCAAUCGAAAAUGCAGAGUGGAGUAUCUAUGGGGCUUGACGAUUUAUCCAAUCUUUUACGACAAGCAAAAGAGAACAUUCAAAAAGGUAAUGGCUGGGGUUGAGGGAAACUUAUGCAGAAAGUACACCUAUUUUUUUUAACUAUUGUAUUCUUUAUACAAUGGGUGCAAUGACCCGCUUUUUGUAGACCCUGCAAGUAUAAAGGAUACUAUGAGUACGUUACAGUCAACUGCACGCGCACGAUAUUAUAAAGAUAGCAAAGACAGCAGCGACUCGCAUAAUAAAAAUGACGAUAUAACGGAGAAAAGCAAGGAUACAAAGGAAUUCUACAAGGUGCAAAAAAAGUUUCACGGCUCAGUGAACAAGUUCUCCAAGGAUAUCGAGAAGCGUUUCACCCAAGAUCUAUCGGUGAUAUCCAACCCGGAAGCAUUCUCUGGUAAAGAAUACCUGCUGAGUCGGGCUUUGGCGAUCCAUUUUAUCCGACAAGGCCAGUUCGAUCUUUGUGAUACGUUUAUGCAGGAGGCCGGUAUUGACGAAGAAGACGAGUUGCGCUUGACAACAGAGUUGCUGAAGAAAGAGUUCCAACGCAUGUAUACGAUCCUUCGUGAGCUAGAAGAUCAUAAUGAACUCAGCAAUGCCAUACAAUGGGCACGGACACAUCAUAAUGAGUUAGUAAAAAUCGGAAGUAGCUUGGAAUUUGAUCUUCAUCGACUUCGUUUUAUACAAUUACUCGCACAGCAAAAGCCAAUGGACGCCCUUGCGUACAGCCGACAAUACUUUGACCCUUUUGCAGAUAAGCACAUGGCUGAAAUCCAGCGAAUGAUGACUUCAAUGAUCUACUUUCAAAACUUGGGCAAUUCUCCGUACGCAGAUCUAUGCUCACCCACUUUAUGGAUGGAUAUCUGCCAUGAGUUCCAAAAGGAUUUUUGCUCUUUGCUCAAUAUGAGUGCGGAAAGCCCAUUGCACGCAAGCGUACUUGUCGGUACCACAGCACUUCCAGUGAUUAUGAAAUUGUACAAGAUCAUUAGUAUGAAAAAGACAGAAUGGAGUCAACAGGACGAAUUACCGGUCGAAUUGCCCUUGUCCGACGAGCUGCGCUUCCACUCCGUCUUUGCAUGUCCUGUCAGCAAAGAACAGGCCACAGACGAGAACCCACCCAUGAUGAUGCCCUGUGGUCACGUUAUCUGCAGAGAAAGUUUGACGCGUCUGAGUAGAAGUAGCAGUAGCAGAUACGGAAGAAACUCGAUGCGGUUCAAAUGCCCAUACUGUCCUUCCGAAUCGGCAGCAGAUCAAGCGGUGCAGGUUUAUUUUUAACAACAAAAAAGCUACCAAUGAUAAUAAUAAACAAGCCAUCAUUUGACGAAUCCUCAACGAAGUUACAUGGUUACUCUGACAUACUACUAAAGCAAUCAACCUACUCCCAUUGCAUCAAGCAUGAACACCAUACUAUGACAGCUCAUCAAAUAUGCUCUCGUCUGUGGAUGAUGAAAGAAGGAGAAGUUAGAAAGAUAAAGACGCUCGUAUGUCGUUUUCAUUCGGUCAGUUGAGUAGGGCAUCGGGAUGGCGUCAUUGUGGCAACGGUUGGAUCGGGAU
Zychaea mexicana is the source of this 1723-nucleotide messenger RNA. Its product is annotated as CTLH/CRA C-terminal to lish motif domain-containing protein. Bases 341 to 1444 code for a protein of 367 amino acids. NCBI's taxonomy places the organism in Eukaryota, Fungi, Mucoromycota, Mucoromycetes, Mucorales, Lichtheimiaceae. The transcript is spliced from 6 exons. Gene Ontology annotation, biological process: proteasome-mediated ubiquitin-dependent protein catabolic process. The record is from RefSeq and is a predicted model, not a curated record. Gene Ontology annotation, molecular function: ubiquitin protein ligase activity. Gene Ontology annotation, cellular component: nucleus; GID complex; cytoplasm.